UGAUCCGGAAAAAGGAGGGAGCACAUGCAAAUAAAAGAAGGAAUUGGAGCGAACUGAAAAUAGAACCAAAUUAAAGCUGUGACAGCUCGAUUCGCGUAAACCCUCCCCAGUCUCCGCCAAAACUCUUCCGUGACAGAGUGGGCCGACGGAAAAGGGAGCUGCUCGCGGCUCACCGCCCCCACUCAACUGCGGGGCGCCGUUGCCACACCAAACUAUAGCGGUUUAGCGGGGCAAAAACGCCCUGCUUAGAGGGCGAGAGUUGAAACGAAGCUUCUCCGCGGAAGAAGAAGAUGUCAGACCUAGACAGACAAAUAGAGCAGCUUAAGAGAUGCGAGCCGUUGAAGGAGUCCGAAGUGAAGUCUCUUUGUCUCAAGGCUAUGGAAAUCCUCGUUGAAGAAAGCAACGUUCAGAGAGUCGACGCCCCUGUCACUAUUUGUGGUGAUAUCCAUGGACAGUUUUAUGACAUGAAAGAGCUUUUCAAAGUCGGCGGAGAUUGUCCAAAGACCAAUUAUUUGUUUCUAGGAGACUUUGUUGAUAGAGGAUUUUACUCUGUGGAGACCUUUCUGCUUAUGCUUGCUCUUAAGGUGAGAUAUCCAGAUCGCAUAACAUUAAUCAGAGGUAACCAUGAGAGCCGCCAGAUUACACAGGUAUAUGGAUUCUAUGAUGAAUGCCUGCGGAAAUAUGGCUCUGUGAACGUGUGGAGAUAUUGCACAGAUGUAUUUGACUAUUUAAGCUUGUCAGCUCUAAUUGAGAACAAAGUAUUUUGUGUUCAUGGUGGUCUGUCUCCUAAUAUAAAUACAAUAGACCAGAUUCGAACAAUUGAUCGAAAACAAGAAGUGCCACAUGAUGGUCCCAUGUGUGACCUGCUAUGGUCUGAUCCAGAAGACAUCGUUGAUGGUUGGGGUUUGAGUCCUCGAGGUGCAGGUUUCCUGUUUGGGGGCGGUGUUGUCUCAACAUUCAACCACACAAACAACAUAGACUACAUAUGCCGUGCUCAUCAGUUGGUAAUGGAAGGAUAUAAGUGGAUGUUUAGUCAUCAGAUAGUUACUGUUUGGUCUGCUCCGAACUACUGCUAUAGAUGUGGGAAUGUUGCAGCAAUCCUUGAGCUUGAUGAGAAUCUAAACAAGCAGUUUCGUGUGUUUGAAGCAGCUCCCCAGCAAGAAACAAGAGGGCCUCCUGCGAAGAAACCCCCACCUGACUACUUUCUGUAGAUCCUGGACUUCUCUGUUAUAUACCAUCAAAAUCAUGAUUGACCUGUUUGACUUGGUGGGCUUUGUAUGACCACGAGAUGAUUAGGUGAAUUACUUGUGAUACCUGUUUCGACUGUAGAGAGGGGGCAUCUACAACCAGCUGCCCUGUGAUGAGCAUCUUGCAUAGAAUCUUUUUUCCUUUUUAACCUGAUUCCUUAACGAAGUUGCAGUUACAGUUAUGUAAGGUACUAUUUGUGUGGUUUUACAUACAAAGUACAGCAUUGUUCCCCAUCAAAUACAGAAGAUAAAUUUUGGUCAAUCUGAUUGUAAGAACAAGACCCUAUGAGUGUAUAACGGGACACAUUAAUGUCCUCGCAUUAGGGAAUGUUGAAAUAAAAUCACGUAGUUGUGGUUCUUAUUAAAGUGUCUCACAAGUACUCCGUGACUUUAUUUUCACAUUUGUUAGUAUGAGAACAUUAAAGUGAGCUUACGUGGUCUCUUUAGAACUAUUGUUGUAAGAAUAGCUAUAUUCAAGUUUGGUAGCAUGCUUUCAUUUGGUAUGCUGUGCGCUGAUAGUGCCUAGUGCCUACUAACUACUUAGUUCUUAUAAUCAGCUUUAUGGAGUUCACACUUCAGUCUCUUAU
Cuscuta europaea is the source of this 1834-nucleotide messenger RNA. Lineage: Eukaryota; Viridiplantae; Streptophyta; Magnoliopsida; Solanales; Convolvulaceae. The record is from the annotation of a GenBank genome assembly.